Mobula hypostoma (lesser devil ray) is the source of this 9761-nucleotide messenger RNA. RefSeq names its product protein mono-ADP-ribosyltransferase PARP14-like. Lineage: Eukaryota; Metazoa; Chordata; Chondrichthyes; Myliobatiformes; Myliobatidae. The record is from RefSeq and is a predicted model, not a curated record. Gene Ontology annotation, molecular function: NAD+-protein mono-ADP-ribosyltransferase activity; NAD+ poly-ADP-ribosyltransferase activity; transcription corepressor activity. Gene Ontology annotation, biological process: protein poly-ADP-ribosylation; negative regulation of gene expression. Gene Ontology annotation, cellular component: cytoplasm; nucleus.
CUCCCUAGUUUCGGUUAAUGGGGCCAAUAUGUCACAUGCUAUUUUACUCCUCGAGGAAACCUAUCCCAUUCAUAUUUAUAAUACCUUGAUUCCCCUGGUACAAAGUGCGUUUUGGGCAUAUUCAAAGGCGAAUUUUGAGUGUUUACGUUAACAAAGGAAAUAACAGUGCAAGGUUAUUUCCUAUUUUCUUCAAGCCUAGUAAAAGUUAUUUUCACGGAAAACGAAAAUGAAACUGACAACAACCGGAGAGGACGAGGGUAGUUUCCAUUCGCUUGUGGAAGAUGGCUGCAGACGGUGGUUACCACUAUCCUCUCAUAGUCGAGGGCAAAUGGGAUUUGGGGACGACGCUACCUUUUUCAGAAAUAAACUGCAGAUUUAUUUCCAAAGCAAGAAGAAAUCUAACGGCGGAGAAUGUAUCGUGGAAUAUGACGAUCCUGUCUCAAACCAAGCCGUGGUACGCUUCGUCAGUGACGAAAUAAGGUCCCUUGUAUUGGAGAAGAAAACUCACCAGAUUGAUCUGCAAAAGAAAGGGAUUAUUAAUCUUGCUGUCAGACUUCCAUCUGAGACAGCUGUGGGCAAGGAUGAGGCAGGAGCAACACAAACUCCAGAACAAAAUAUUGUGGUUUGCAGAGGAAACCGACCCACUCCAGGAAAAGAUACUCAAGCAGUGUUGAGACAAAGGGUCCAUCUUGCGGAGAAUAUUCAGUUAAUGGUGAAGAGUUCUCAUCCUAAAAGGAGUAAUACUUUUUCACAAUCUUCGUCUAUUCUGCUAUAUGACCUUCCUAAAGAUGUUACGUGUGAACUUUUAUCUCUGUUUGUAGAAAAAUUGACUAAUUUAGAAGAAGCACGUGGUGAAUUCAGUUUGGAAAUAAUAACCGAUAUGGAUGCAGCUGUCAUCACCUUCAAAACUGACAUUGAUCUCUCUGAAUUUAUUCAAAAAUGUUCGAACAAGUUUCUAAAGCAGCAAAAAAUUGGAGCAAAGAUGCUGGAAAAAACUAGGAGUUUACGAGUGGAGAACCUGCCUUCUACCAUCAGUGAAGAUAUUCUAAAACUAUACUUUGAAAGUGCUAAAAAUGGAAAUAGAAUUGUAAGCUCUGUAGAAAUGACAUUGGAGCAUAAUGCAGCUGUGAUCUCUUUUGAAGAUUCUGGAGUUCUGGAUGUCAUUCUGUCUGAAGAACACAAGAUUUCUAAAAUCCCAAUUUAUGUCUAUCCUUAUUAUGAAUCUAUUGGAUCAGCUUUAUAUGGCAACAAAAGACCAGUGGUGAAAAUGCCUGAUCCCUUUCUGUUUGAAAUUGAUUCCUACAUUCUACAGUUUCUUAAACAAGAUGAAAAGCGAAUUGCAGAAAUCCUGGACAGAAUGUCCUCGUGCCACUGUAAUAUUGCAUUCCCAGAAUUGGGCCAAUCAAACUUGGUCAAUAUUUCCCCAGCACUUUCCAAACAUGAGAGUUCAUUUGAGAAUCUUGCAAAGAACUGGAAAAAGGAGGCUUCAGAUAAUUUAGUUUCUAUUCUGUCAAAGUACACGACUAAUAUAAACGACACAAAUAAAUCAGUUUGGGAAAUAAUUCAGAAUGAUUUGGGUCAAUAUUUGAACCAAAAUGUUGUUGUUAUUCCAGACACUUCAAAGGGAAAAGUAAUCAUCACUGGCGUGGCUGAGAGUGUGGACAUUCUGCAACAAACAUUCGAAUCAGUUGUGAAUGAUGCCAUUAAAAAAUUAGAAAGGGAAAAACAAAGUAUAUCUGAGGUAGUGGCAAUUCCUCCAGCUAAAUAUGAUUUAUUAUUAAACAAUGGUCUUGAAAGCUGUUUUACCAAACAAUUUCCAAAUCUUAACAUGAAGUACAGCCCAAAUGCAUGCCAUUUAAUAUUACAUGGUUUAUCUUCGGAUGUUUAUUGUGCCAAAAGCAAGAUAUUAGAAAAAGUCAUUGAGGUGAAGGAAAAACAGAUCAAUCUGGACCCUUGUCUUGUUGACUUUCUACGAAAAGUACACUGUCAAGAAGUUUCCUCCCACGUUUUGACAUCAAAUGGAAUCAAUGCUACAUUUGACAUUCAGGGCAACUCUGCUGUGUUGACUGGCAGUGAAGACACUUUGUGUGAAGCAGAAAAGCAAGUCAAAAGACAUUUCACUUUCAGAUGUAUUGAGAUACAAGACAUAAGUGUCAUUAGAAUGAAUGAAUGGACAGAUAUAAAGGGAAAAUUAGAUAAAUCAUUGAAUUCCCAAAGUAAACGGGUUGAUAUUGAAGAGAAAACCCUGGACAGGCAUGCGCAGAUUAUUAUCUCUGGCUACUCAGAUGCUGUCUGCAAAGCUGAAAAGCUCAGUGAAUUUGUCAAAAAGGACCCAAUCAUUCAAAGAAGCAUUCCUUUUAAAUCUUGUGGAGUGCUGUACUUUUUGAUGGCCUUUGAGAAAAUUAAUGUUCCAGGUGUUCAAAUAGAAGUGUAUGACAAGGAAAAUAGUGCAAGUAUUUCUGUCCUUGGUCCUGAAGAGAAUGUCUGUCAGGCAGAGCAUAUACUUUCAAGUCAAGCUUCCAAAAUAGUCAGUAAGAUGUUCAAAAUGAAUACACCAGGAGUAAAGCAGUCUUACAAAGAAAAUGAAGAAUAUCUUUUUUCCACAGCAAAGAGAAAGUUUCAUUGUAUUGUAAGAAUUAUUGAGCACAUGGAAGGUGACUUGAGCCCGACUUCCUGUAAAGUACAGAUGCCUAAUGGACCUGUCAUUACUGUUUAUAAAGGAGACCUGUGUGAGAGUCAUGUUGAUGUGGUUGUCAAUUCCUCAAAUGAAGAUCUGAAGCAUAUUGGAGGUCUUGCAAAAGCUCUAUCAGAUGCCGCUGGAACAGUGUUGCAAGAAGAGUGUGAUUGGAUUACUGACCGUCGAGGACCUCUUCUGCCUGGUGAGGCCGUUCUUACUGAAUCUGGCAAACUACCGUGUUCCGCAGUGAUUCAUGCAGUUGGUCCAAGGUGGUCAGUUACUGAUCCAAACACAGCUAAAAAGAGAUUAAGAAGUGCCGUGAAGGAGAGUCUACGUCUAGCAGAAGCUUAUAACUUUAAAUCUAUAGCAAUCCCUGCUAUUAGUUCUGGAAUAUUUGGAUUUCCACUGGAUUUAUGUGCUGAAAUAAUUACCAUGACAGUCAGGGAACACUGUGCAAACUUACAAGGAGGGAGUACACUCAGUGAGAUCCACUUGGUAAAUAAUGAUGCUCAGUCUGUCCGUGCUGUUUCCCAUGCUGUUCAGAAAGUAUUUGGUGACCUGAUAAGUAGUUCACCUUCACAGCAGGUCAGGAUUUCCUCAGGCAACAUGAGAAACAGAAGUAUUAAAUGUCUCCAUGAAGCCCAAACUAAAGAAGGUCUAAACAUCCUUGUCGUCAAAGGAAAUAUUCAAGAUAUGAAAGCUGGUGUCAUUGUCAACAUCAUUGGAAUGGAUCUGGAUCUUUCUUCAGGCGCAGUUUCCGAAGCAAUAUUAGAGAAAGCCGGCCCAAGCCUCAAACGAUUACUGUGGGAAGAACAGAAGAGAAAACAACCUUUCAUGGGAAUAGUAUAUAAAACUCAAGGAUGUAAUCUUGACUGUAAUGAAGUGUAUCAUGCUGUUGUUCCUCGUUGGGAACAAAGUAGGAAUGCCGAAAAGGUCUUCGAAGACAUAAUCAAAGAUUGCCUGAAGAACACUGAAGGGUCGCAGCAGGAUUCCAUCGCAUUCCCGGCAAUUGGUAGUGGCAAGCUAUCUUUCCCAAAGGAUGUUGUUGCACAGAUUAUGUUUAAAACAGUUCUGAAGUUCAGCUCUGAGAGACGGUCAGCUCAUCUUAAGAAAGUUUACUUUGUGGUACAUCCUGAUGAUCAUGUUGUUGUUCAGGCAAUGUCUCAGGAGUUCCAAAAGGUUUUUACAAAGCAGCCAAAAACUGCGGGUCCUAUUGAUCAGCCGAAAUCCACGGGUCUUUUCAUUGGAAACCUCUCUGAGACUACACCCGGUCAGGCUGAAAUGCUCGUAGGACCAAUUUUACUACAGAUGGUACCAGGAGAUAUUACAAAGGAGAGCACAGAUGUCAUUGUCAACUCAUCAAAUGACAAUUUUACACUAAAAGCAGGUGUCUCCAAGGCGAUUUUAGAUGCUGCUGGUCCAACUGUGGAAGCUGAGUGCCAUCAGAAAGGCUCACAGGCAAACAGUGCAGCAAUAAUAACAAGUCCAGGAAAACUGCGGUGUCAAGCUAUAAUUCAUAUGGUUGGACAAACAGAUCCAACUAAAAUCAAAGCUACAGUUGGUGAAGUUCUGCAGCUAUGUGAACAACAGAAAUUCUCAUCAGUUGCUUUCCCUGCCAUUGGUACAGGACAAGGAAAUGCCAACCCCUCCCAUGUUGCUGAUGCAAUGAUUGAUUCAGUUGUGGAAUUUAUAAAGAAGAAACCUUCAGCUUCUUUGCAGAAGAUUCGCAUCGUAAUUUUUCAACCUCAAAUGUUAAGUGAAUUUCACAACAGGAUGAAAGUGCGUGAAGGAUCUAAUAUUCCAGUUAAUGAAUCUUUCAUAAAAAGAAUAUCAAAUGUAAUUACAGCAGUCACAUCAGUGUUUAUUGGGGAACAGAAGAAAGAAAAUGCAGCCUCCUUCAUUGAAGAAAAUAUUCAAUUCAAAGAUGGGAUAGAGACAGCUCAUUUUGAGAUCUGUGGAAACAAUGAGCAAACUAUUGAAAGUACUAUAUCCUUCAUAAAAAGUAUGGUUUCAAAAGAUCAGAGUGAAGAAGUUAUUGAAAAUGAUUUCUUAUUUAAAUUCUCUGAAAAAGAAUGUGAACAAUUACAUCAGCUUCAGAAAAGUCUUCAAAUCUCUUUGGAACUACAACGCAACCAAUCUGGAGCUCAGAUAAAAAUCUGUGGUAUCACAGAGGAUGUUCUGAAAGCCUUUACAAAAAUUCAGGUGAUGAUUGACUACAUCAGAAACAAUGAACUUGAAAAAAGAGAUGAGGAACUUGUCAAAAAUUUGGUUGAAUGGCGGUUUCAAGUUAACGGUCAAUUCAUAGCAUUUGACAGUGCUACAAACCUGAUACUGGAAAAGGCGUUCACUGAACAAAAGGCUGAAAUUGCUUUCAUAUUUUGCAAUCAGCUAUAUGUUGUAGAUAUGAACAAGUGUACUGCAAGGGUCAAUAGACGUGAGAUGAGUUUGAAAAGGAUUUCGAAAGUUGAAGGAACGCUAAUUGAUAGCCUACCAACACAUUGGGAUGACAUGCAAAAUUUACAAAGUAAAUCUGUGGAGCUCCAACAGAAUUCCAAAGAAUAUCAGGAUGUAGCACAAUCAUUCAAAGCAACUGUUGCGCAGCGUCAGAUUGUAAAGAUUGAAAGACUUCAAAACCCAUUUCUUUGGAAAAAUUAUAUGAUUAAAAAACAACAGCUUGAUAACAAAAAUCCACCUGGAACUAAUAAUGAGAGGAACUUAUUCCAUGGAACUGCAUCAGAUACACUCAGUUUAUUCAGUCGUCAUGGAUUCAACCAGAGCUAUGCUGGAAGGAAUGCCACAAUGUAUCGGAAUGGCACCUAUUUUGCCGUAAAUGCAAACUAUUUUGCUCACAACACUUACUCAAAACCUGACGCGAAUGGAAUGAAGUACACGUAUCAUGCCCGAGUACUAACUGGAAUCUACUGUCGAGGACAGGGUGGAAUGGUCGCACCCCCUUCAAAAAGUCCAAGUGAUCCAACAGACUUGUUUGACAGUGUUGUGGAUAACACAGUGACUCCUUUCAUGUUCAUUAUUUUCAAUGACAUUCAAGCUUACCCAGAAUAUUUAAUUACUUUCAAAUAACUAAAUUAUUUCAGAUAUGAAAACAUUAUAUUGGAAUUUAAUUUUUCUGUAAUUCUUUCAUUGAAUUCCCCUGUUGAAAUCAUAACUUUUGAAUUUGGGGUCAUAAUGUUGAACAGCUAAUGAAAAGGUUGAGUGUUUCUUGUCAAAGAUACACUUUCAAUUCCAGAUACAGAGGGUAGUUGACUACAUUGGUUGAUAUGAAUACAAUAUCCCUAAUGCUAACUUCUUAUGAUCUCUCUGUAUAGAUAGAAAGUGCAUAUCUGUUAGAAAUGAAUGUUGUAAAUGAUGAGCACAUCUUAAAUCAGACAAAUAUGUACAUUGCUCAGAGCACAUAUGAUUAUCUAUCAACCAGGCCUGUGACCUAGUUACCGCAGAACUGAGAAGACAAUAAUGAGCCAACCACUUGGAUGGGCUUAGGGUCAUACAGAUACAAAUUAAACCAGAUACAAAUUAAACCAGAUACACUUUGACAUCUGGGAGAUGGAGGGAUCUCGGCUAAGUUUUGUCAUCAGAGCCACAUAUGACCUCCUACGCAUACCCCAGAACCUGAACCAGUGGUGGGGAGAAGACCCCGCUUGCUCUCCUUUUCAAGCACCUGGAUCACUAGGGCACAUUUUAACAGGAUGCACCAUGAACCUCAUCCAGGAACAGUACACUUGGCGGCAUAACCAAGUUCUCAGACAGCUGGCAUCAAUCUUGGAACAGAAGCGAAUCACCACAAAUGCUCUCCCACAAACAUCGGCAGGAAAUGUCCACAUCACACGGUUUGUGCCAGCAGGCCAACCUCCAGAGCACCAGAUAACAUCUAAAGAUAUAAGCAUUCUGCAGGUUGCUCGGGAUUGGAAAAUGGACGUGGACUUGGGAAAAAAAGCUUGUGUUUCCCCCAGACAUUGCAGCUACAACACUCCGGCCAGACAUGGUCCUGUGGUCCACAACAGCCAAGCUGGCAUAUGUUGUGGAAUUGACAGUACCAUGGGAAGAUGGUGUCGAAGAAGUUUAUGAGAGGAAAAAGAUCAAGUACUCUGAACUGGCAACUGAAGCUGCCCAGAAUGGCUGGAGGACCAAGAUUUUCCCUGUAGAAGUGGGAUGCAGGGGAUUCAUUGCUUACAUCUACCACCAGUCUAUUGAAGAAGAUGGGGGUGAGGAGUCACUCCCUCCAACAAGCAAUCAAGUCCUUGUCAAACGCAGCGGAAGAAAGCAGCAAUUGGAUUUGGAUUAAAAGGAAAGACAACAACUGGGCUGCAAGAUGAAGAUAGGAGGGUAUGGAACUGAGGGGGUUGUAUCUGGGACGCCAGGUAGCACCGUUGAGCCCUCUGGAGACAUCGUGGGUUUAUCAACGAAAUGGCAAAGAAGGAGGGUGCCCACCUGAUGACCCCGAUGACGUACCUACCCUCCCUCCUUGUCACCACUCCAAACCCACUGCCAACAUGGAGAGUGCCAACUUACCAUAGGGAUCGAACCAUCAAGUCCUAGUAGCUCUACUAAUCUACUCUACAUGCAAUCUGCCAGUUUCACAGCUACUGUUUCUGAUUGAAGCUUUUUAUUAAAGACAUAUUUAAUCAUUUGAAUUGAAAUUUAUCAACUGUCAUGCUAUGAUUCGUUUAAAGUAAAAAGCACAUGGAAAGGUGACUUACUGACGAUAGAGAAAACAAAGGCAGAUCUGGAUUUUCCACUAAACAACAAGGCAGUACUUCAGAGAAUCAAUCCCACAACAUCUCACACCAGCCUGUCGGUCUAUGGCCUCUUGUACUGCCAAAUUGAGGCCAGAUGUCAAUUAGAGGAAUAGCACCUCGUAUUCCAUCUUGGUAAUCUCCAAAUGAUGACAUGAACAUAAUUUCUCCAGCUUCUGGUAACCACUCCUAUCUGUCUCAGCCUUUUGUUUUCCCAUUCCUACUGGCCGCGUUACCUCUUCUCUUUCUCCUGCCUUUUCAAUCUGCCAUUGCAUACACAUUCCUCCCUUCAGUUCUUCGCUCACUUCCUUCCCUUUAUUCCACGGUCCACCACCCUUUCCAUCUUCAGCCCUUUGUCACUUCCAAGCUUAUUACAUUGUUCCUAGUCCCUUCACCACCUGCCUAUCUUCUGCCUCUCUACUGGAUUUACCUAUUACAUGCCAGCUCUCAGUCCACCCCCUCCCUCCACCCUUCUGUUCUGGCUUCUCCCCUGUUUCUUUCCAGUCCUGAAUCUGUAGAUGCUGUCUGACCUGCAGUGCCUACUGCAUUUUCUGAGUUGCUCCAGAUUUCCAGCAGCUACACAGUAUUCUUACAUCACCACAUUAGACUUGUUGAUUCAGCCCCUACUGUCUUGAGACUUCAAAAAAUAACCUUGCAUCUUUAAGAGGAGGGUGUUGAACCUCAAUCUGUGCCCCUUUUCUGUUCUCUUCCUUGAUAAAAAUUCACUCUUGGAAAUUGCCAAGCCUAUUGUGACCAUUGCUUCAAUCUGCCCAUUUUCAAUGUUUUUUUUAGAUUUAUCCAUUAACCAGUUGAUUUUCCAUAGCAUUCUAAAAAUGAAAAGGGGAAAUUUUUAUCAUACUAAAUUCUUUAAAUGUAGUUUAUUUUUUAUGAAUGUUUAAAUGAUUCAUUAAUAGGUAAUUUUUUUGAUUUAUUAUCUUAACCCAGAAAAUAAAGAACUGUGUAUUUUCUUAUAACUACGUGCACUUUGUUUAAACAGCAAUUAUUAAUCCUUGAUGGAUGCUUGAAUCAAUUUAUUUGAGUGCAUGCCUUACUGUGUAUAAAUUUCAAGAAACUUGGUAAAACAGUGCAAAUAUAAUCAGUUGUCAAUUCAAACAUCUCUAUUAAACAUUACAAUUAGGCCACUUGUGCUUCCCAGUUAAGCUUCAGAUUAUCCUGGGCAAAAAAAAGUUCCACUUGCUUCUAAUUUUUUUGGUCUUAAUUUUUCAAAAUAGUGCUCAAGGCUUCAUGCUUCUUGGCUGCAAGGAUUGAAUUGGGCACAACUUUUUUUUUCCUCAGCCAUCUAUAGUAAAUUUUCUGGCUUAUUUGGAGAAAUAUUCUGAAUGGCAUUAUUAAGUUUAUUGAUAUUUAACUAUAUACAUGUAUAUAACAUAUAUAACCAUAUAAUGUAUGUAGAAACAAGACAAUGUUUCUCCGAACCAGGGUGUAAAGCACACUAGAACACGUAACACACAAUAAAUUAUGGAAGUUUCAAAGUACUUUUAUUAUCAAAGAAUUUAUAAAUUAUGAAGAUAAUGAUGUUUAAAGAGGUGGCAUUAUCUCUACCAAAGUAUGCACUUAAACUGCCAGAUCAGAGAAAUUGUAAAGAUUUCGGUCAUUUGAUUCCACAGCUGAGUGUUUCCUGUUUUCCCUGGACACCAUCAGUUGCUGCUUCAUCAUUCUCUCUCUCUCCCAGAUAAUCUUUCUUACUGGUGCUCUCUAAAUUACCUUGUGAUAUACCUUGCAGUCGAAUGCAUACAUCCUCCUGAUCAUUAUCUGAGUAGGUGUGAAUAAGUAAAGUACCAUUAUGAAGCAGUGAAAUUCAUCCCACAGAUCAGAAUAUACAAUUGGGAAAUAAUAGAAAGCAAUAAAAUUAAUUGGAAUGUGUGAUUACAACAAACAUUUUGUACUGUUUGCAAUUGUGUCCACUGCUCCUAUUGCAGCCUGCUCUACAUUGGUGAGACCCGUCAUAAGGUGGGGAAAUGCCCCAUCGAGCAUCUCCAUUCCAUCCACCAAAAGAGGAAUUCCUGGUGGCUAAACAUUUUAAUUUCCAUUCCCAUUCCCAAUCUGUAGUUGUGAACUUCACGAUUCAGGACAUUUACAAAGACAGAUGUGAAAAAAGGGCCUGAAGGAUUAUUGAGGACCCGAGUCACCCCAACCACAAUCUAUUCCAGUUGCUACCAUCCGGGAAACGGUACCGCAGCAAAAAAACCAGUACCAACAGGCUCUGGGACAGCUCCUUCCACCAGGCCAUCAGACUGAUUAAUUCAUGCUGAUUUGAGUGUAUUUGUAUGUUACAUUUACUAUUCUACUUAUUAUAAAUCACUAUGAUUGCA